Messenger RNA from Stylophora pistillata, 1507 nucleotides. Its product is annotated as protein sidekick-1. The record is from RefSeq and is a predicted model, not a curated record. Gene Ontology annotation, molecular function: cytokine binding; cytokine receptor activity. Gene Ontology annotation, biological process: cytokine-mediated signaling pathway. Gene Ontology annotation, cellular component: external side of plasma membrane; signaling receptor complex. NCBI's taxonomy places the organism in Eukaryota, Metazoa, Cnidaria, Anthozoa, Scleractinia, Pocilloporidae.
UCAAGUCAAGGAGUUGUCCUAAAAUUUCAAUUACCUGCUUUCCUUGAUCAGUGGAAUUAACAAUUUAGCUGUGGUUGAAAAUAGGGAUACUGCGUGGAAAAGUUAAUGUAUCGGAACCGAAAGACGAUUUAAAUUCUUAGAUAUGGCAAUUUGCCGCGUACUGGAGAUCACCGCUAUUUUCGUGGUUAUAUAUCAUGGCAGUCAAGCUGAGGUACAAAUUGCCGCACCAGAGAAUCUGAACGUUUACGACAAAACUGGCCACAGCCUGUUCAUCGAAUGGAGUAAAGUAGAAGGGCACAUUCUUGGUUACAGAGUGCGUCAUCAGCGAAAUGAUACUCCUGUCGCCCUUUGCAACAAUGGCUCGUUGAGUAACAACAGUUCGUUAUUUGUUUGCAAAAACGUGACAGCUGUGCUAAUCGAAGAUUUGGAUGUAUACAAAGACUAUCAAGUCGAAGUAAGAGCGUUUAAUAACGAAACCUUUGGGCCAAAUUGCACCGUCGCAGUUUUCCGCACCGAUGAAGGAAUACCAACACAUCCGCCUGUUAACGUCCAAACAAAGGCGGACCCAAAGAAUGCUACCUUGAUUGCGGUUUCCUGGGGAGAAGUCCCGCUAGAACAUCGUCUGGGUAAAAUUUCCCAAUACUUAGUAACUGUUAUUGAACUUGACGACAACAAAGAAGGGGUUGGCAACGACAGUUUCAAUGUAACCAACAUGAACGCGACCAUACCCGGUCGCUACCCCUUCACGUAUUAUAACAUCACUGUCGCAGCGUGGACAAGCAAAGGAGUGUCAAACGCCAGUGAGAUCAACCAAGUUCAAACCGCACAGGCCGCUCCAUGGAAUCCUCCGACGAACGUCAACUACUCUUAUGACCCCUACAUGUUGAACGAUACUUUUAAAUUUACGUGGGAACCAGUGGUAAAUAGAUUAAAUGGAAUUCUUCGUGGUUAUGAAGUGCGCUGGAAGCAAGUCAACUCGAGCACGGAAAACGUCAAAACAAUCAACGAAACGACAGACAAAUCACAACGCAGGCGUAGACGAUCAACUCCAACUCAAACCAUCGCAAGAGAAAUCGAGUUGAAAAAUUUGAGUCUUUACACCAACUACUCUUUCAAAGUGGCAGCCAUAACAGUCGCUGUAGGGAAAUACAGCGAAAAGAUAUAUUUCAAGUCACAGGAAGGAGUCCCAACAGCACCACCAAGAGAAGUGAAAGCCUACAACACAAGUUCCAAGUCAAUAAAUGUCUCAUGGACACAGCCUGUCGAUGAGUACAUUCAUGGGAAUCUUCGAGGUUACGAGAUCGCUUACACCCCGGCUAAUGGGGCUGCAAAUGCCACGCGAAGAGUGAUGCUAUGUCAUUUGAAUACUUCAUUUCACUUGAAAUGUCUGCAAGUAUAUACUUUGUAUAACAUCACUGUGGCUGCUUUCACUAUCAAGGGAAUAGGGAAAGCGAGUCGACUGCUUCAGGUUCGGACCGGUGAGGAAGGUACGUUGAAGCUUUUAUGA